Dentiscutata erythropus is the source of this 1362-nucleotide messenger RNA. Lineage: Eukaryota; Fungi; Glomeromycota; Glomeromycetes; Diversisporales; Gigasporaceae. The record is from the annotation of a GenBank genome assembly.
AUGUCUUUGGAACAAUCUUCUAACAGCUCGUUUGAUUCCCAGAAUUUUGAUGAAAUCGAUUUCAAUAAUGAAUCUUUUGAACAAGAACAUACUGAUACACUUCGUAUUAUGGAUAAUCAAUAUGUGUUUAUUGUACUUCCGAGUAGUAAUAUUAAGGUGGUUAAACUACAAAAGGAUACAACUGUAUCAUUGGGAAAAUUUGGUACUUUCCAUACGAAUGAUAUAAUAGGGAAGCCUUUUGGUCAUUCUUACGAAAUUUAUGACCGUGAUAAAAUAAAAGUCAUUAGAAACGUUGCAUUUUAUGAAGUUGACUUAGAUGAUUCUGGUGCAAAUAAUCAAAAAACAGUUGAUGAUCCGUCUAAACAGAAGUUAUCCUACCAAGAUAUCGAACAAUUGAAAAAAGAUGGGAUGGAAGGACAGGAUAUUAUCAAGAAAGUAAUUGAAAGUCACUCAUCAUUUGAUAAAAAAACAGAGUACUCUAAAGCGAAAUAUAUUAAACGAAAAGAAGCAAAGUUUUCACGUGUUUUUACUCCUGUAAGGCCAACUUUGUAUUCGGUAUGGGAAUAUUUCUUUGCAAAAAAUCCCUCAAAGAUAAGGGACAUGCGCAUAGAUACACUCUCUCAAAUGCUAACGUUGUCAAAUGUAAGAGCUUACGCAAAAUUGUUGGUAGUAGAUGACACGCAAGGGUUGUUAAUUACAGGUGUCAUGGAAAGGUUAGGAGAUACCCAAUUUUUAUUCCAAUUACAAAUUCAACAUUUAGGUUAUGGCAUUGUGCUUGGUGUACACGACGGUGAACAUCACAAUUAUGACAUUGUAAGGUAUAUGAAUUUUACGAAGAAGGUCAAUAAUUCGUUAAUGGUAUUAUCUUGGCAACAAAUUUUUAAAGAAGAAUGUCAAGCACCAUUCAAUUACCAAGACGAGUCUAAACUGUCCCAAAAGGACCUUAAAUUUUAUCUCCGUAAAAAGGCAAAUUAUGAAAAAGUGCAGGAAGCAAGAAAAAUUUUAUGGCAAGGUGGAUUUGAUGGAUUAUUAGUUGCAAGUCAAUAUCAGCCAGAAUCAAUUCUGGAUACACUGGUCCCUUAUUUGGCUGGAUCAAGACCAAUUAUAAUUUAUCAUAUUAACAGAGAGGUAUUAGUGAAUACUUGUGUUCACAUGCGAAUAUCUGGAAAAUUUCUAUAUCCACAAAUAACCGAGAGCUGGUUACGACAGUACCAGGUUCUACCCGGUCGAACUCAUCCAUCAAUGUCAACGAGCGGGGGUGGUGGUUACCUUUUACAAACAAUCUACACUAGCACGGUGUUACGGUUUCGCGUAUCUAUAGCAGGUGUCAAAGCCGUGAUGUAUACAGCUCCUAUAAGAUAG